AGCCAGCACUCACAAACACUCUGUUCACUUGCCUGAAACUGGAUGGAUGGUAGUAUCGCCAUCUCUGGUGUUGUGUUGACAUAUAGUCCUGUGUAAUGUGUGUCAACCUUAAACACAUUAAGCGUUGGGUCUAUCUGUUGAUCAACUGUAUUAUAAUUGUGUGUGUUUGUGUGUACAUGAGAAUAUAGCUAUGUUUGUGUGCCUUUUGUUGGUCUCAGAGCUAUAGUUAUUUUAAGCGUAGGUGGUUGCUGAUUGAUGCUGCCUUAGAGUUAGCUAGCGUGUGCAUUAUUGUAAGGUUUGGGAAUUCCUGCUCAGUUUGUCGCUUAAUCUUUUUGUGUACAGAGGGGACCGCCUUAGUUGGGUUGUGUUUGAGAAUGUUUCUGUGGUUGUAAUGUCUGUGUGUGCGGUAUGUUUCGUUAAUGUUUUUAAGGAAGUGUGGUAGUAGGUUAGUGUAUUGGCUCUUCAAAUCCAUUCACUCUGUGAUGAGGUUCGCUCAUGCUCAAAGCUGACCAAACGCACUGGUCGCCCUCCGCCCAAAGAAUUGGCUAAAGAGUAAUUAGGAGGUGACGUCAGCCUGGGAAUUGAGAAACGCUAAUGGUGUAGGCUACCUUGGGAAAUGUGAUCACGUAGCAGGUCAUGCCAAGCCACUGAAUACUACACUGAAUGUAGUUUCUCUUCUGUUAAUUUUUUGUUUCUUUUACUUUGGCUUUUUGCUUUGUCUUUAUUUUCACAUGAAUCCAGGAGAAACUGACCAAAAAGCCAGUCCGAGUAAGAAAGUAGAAAGAAGGAAAGCCAUUAAGAGCUGAUGCAAUCCGCCGGGUGGGUAUGAGUUUGAAAUGAGCUGCAGCUUUGGUUAACAGGCUUACUAUCUGUGUGCUUUUUCUAAUGUAACCUGACUAUGGUGUCAGAAUCGGGAUGAAUAGGUUUAGUUAGAAGUACCUUUUGAAGAAGUGUAGAGUCUUUACUUUGGAAACAUUGCUGCAGUGUGUGUUGGGGUGCCCCCUGCAGGGAAUCUGUGUUGGGAGUGUGUUCUGGGGUAUCAUUGCUGAUUGGCUGUGUGUGUGUGUGUGUGUGUGUGUGGGAGGGAGCGCACACUCUGUAUUUGUAGCCCAUAUGCUGUGUGUGUGUGAAGGAGGGGUUGUGGGUUUGUAACUUGAGCUGGGCUGGUCUCCUGCACACUGGAAAGCAGGGCCCCUCUCUUUUUCCUACUUUCUCUUGCUCAUGCUCACACUCUCCACCCCUUCUGCCUCAGCCUUCUGACUCCAGGCUGACAUUCCACUUCUCUAGCACACACACACACACACAGAAGCGUGCGCACACACACACACACACACUCGCACACUUUCCCUCUCCGGCGUCCGUACACUGUCCACACACUUGUAAGACAGCACUCCGGAGGACCAGACACACACAGAAGCGCUCAGGACUUGUGGGACUCUUCUGGUGUUUGGCGUCGUCUUUGUUGCCUUCUUUUCCUCUGGUCGUCUGGCGGCGAGCUCAGGAUCCUCGGGCAGGCCAGGGAGUGGCUACAGCUGAGCUGGAAUGUGCGCCGAGACCGUGGAACAAGAGCAGCCCUGCUCUCCCAUGGUUUUUCCCUCUACUCUCCGAGUCUGAGUUUCUCUCGCUCUCUCUCUCUCUCCCUCUCUGUCUCUCUCUGUCUGUCUGUCUGUUUCUCUCUGUCCUUCAUACGUUCACUUAUCUUUUGUUCCCCCUCUCUUCCUGCUUAGCUAUCAUUCUCUCUGACCCCUUCUCUCUCUUGCUCUCUUUCUCCCUUGCUCUCUCUCUCUUUUUUUCCCCUCUGGACCGACAUUCCUGAAUUACAGCGGGGCUGUUUUGUCCCUCCACCACCUCUCUCUGCGUUGAAGAGCAGCAACCCGCCUCUCCAUUUGCCUCUUUCUUGUCUCCUGGGCUGCGCUCCCUCCAUGCUGGACUUCAGAUAACCGCUCCACUGUUCCGGGACCUGCUGGGCUAUGUCCUGAUCUGUAUGCAGACCUUGUGGGCCUGAAGACUCCAGUGUGUGUGUGUGUGUGUGUGUGUGUGUGUGUGUGUGUGUGUACAUGCAUGUGCGGGUUGAAAUGUGGGUCGGCGCAGUGGCGGUGCAGCUCUGUGUUCUGGACAGUUUGGUUUCCACAGUGAGGGCAGGAUGAAGCGCGGGGCCAGGGCUCCCCAUGUCACGCGCCGUUAGGCCGCAGCAGCCCGUCUAUUCGUGGAAGGGGGUGCUCAAGCUGUUCACGUGCAUCGCCUCCCGCACCGCCAGCAGCAAGCCCAAAGAGGUCGACCCAUUUCAGGAGAAGACGCGAGCCUUACUUGGGAAUCAUAUGGACGACGAAAUGAGUCGCCAGCCUGCCCCAGCGCUGCCCACAGGAACCUCCAAGAGCACCCCCUCCCAACGCGUCCCCACCCUGUCGGGCACCACCGCCUCGAACAGCGACCUGGCCAGCCUGUUCGAGUGCCCCGUGUGCUUCGACUAUGUGCUGCCGCCCAUCCUGCAGUGCCAGAGCGGCCACCUGGUGUGCAGCAACUGCCGGCCCAAGCUGACGUGCUGCCCGACGUGCCGCGGUCCGCUGGGCUCCAUCCGCAACCUGGCCAUGGAGAAGGUGGCCAACUCGGUGCUGUUCCCGUGCAAGUACGCCUCGUCGGGCUGCGAGGUGACGCUGCCGCACACAGACAAGGCCGAGCACGAGGAGCUGUGCGAGUUUCGGCCGUACUCGUGUCCGUGCCCGGGCGCCUCGUGCAAGUGGCAGGGCUCGCUGGACGCCGUCAUGCCGCACCUGCUGCACCAGCACAAGUCCAUCACCACGUUGCAGGGCGAGGACAUCGUCUUCCUGGCCACAGACAUCAACCUGCCGGGCGCCGUGGACUGGGUCAUGAUGCAGUCGUGCUUCGGCUUCCACUUCAUGCUGGUGCUGGAGAAGCAGGAGAAGUACGACGGGCACCAGCAGUUCUUCGCCAUCGUGCAGCUCAUCGGCACGCGCAAGCAGGCGGAGAACUUCGCCUACCGGCUGGAGCUCAACGGCCACCGGCGCCGGCUCACCUGGGAGGCCACACCGCGCUCCAUCCACGAGGGCAUCGCCACCGCCAUCAUGAACAGCGACUGCCUGGUGUUCGACACCUCCAUCGCACAGCUAUUUGCCGAGAACGGCAACCUGGGCAUCAACGUCACCAUAUCCAUGUGCUGAGGACACCUUGUUUUUUUUUUCGUAGAUGCACACUAACAGACAGAUGCACACAUACAAAACAGACAAAAAAAGGACACACAAACAAAAACACACACACACACACACAGGCAAAUGCACUUGACAGAACACAC
Molecule: messenger RNA, 3310 nt
Organism: Alosa sapidissima (American shad)
Lineage: Eukaryota; Metazoa; Chordata; Actinopteri; Clupeiformes; Clupeidae
Gene: siah1
Product: siah E3 ubiquitin protein ligase 1
Biological process (GO): multicellular organism development; proteasome-mediated ubiquitin-dependent protein catabolic process
Cellular component (GO): cytoplasm
Molecular function (GO): ubiquitin conjugating enzyme binding; ubiquitin protein ligase activity; zinc ion binding
Source: RefSeq, a predicted model, not a curated record